AUGAGUCCUAUCCCUUUAAGAAGCCGGCCUCAAUCUAAAACAGAUCUUUUAAUUCCUGCUAUCACUCCAAAAGUUUCCCAACCUCCGAAAGUGGCAGGGUCUAGUGGGAAGGCACAAGUUAGUUCUAGUUCUCAAGCCAGCCCGGCAGUUUCUAGUCAGUCUAUUAGUGCUAGCAAAGAAAAAGGAGAUAAGUCUUAUAGAAGUUCGUCAAAGCAGGAUGUUGAAGUUCAAGAUAAAGGGACAAAACGGAAGUUCGAGGAGAAAGAACAUAAAGAAUUAAUUCCGAUGGUUCGUACUAGCUCCAAACCCUCUAUAAUCCAGUGCCAUUCAAACAAUCACAUAUCCAGUCAUCACAAGAGAAAGUUGAGAUGUCUUUAUAUGUGUCCAGUGAAUGAUCAACUUUUUGCAACCAGCGCUUUGGAUGGACUGGUCAACUUGUGGGAAGUUCAAGGCAGGGGGUCAGGUGCUUCUCUACUUAGUACUACAGAUUGUCAAUCCCCAAAGCAAAGGAGAUGGCCAGAAGAUAUUGCCUGGCAUCCCCAUGGAAACAGCCUAUUUUCUGUGUAUACUGCUGAUGGUGGGGAAUCACAAGUAUCAGUUCUAAAUCUAAAUCGAACACAAGGGAAACCUCGUGUUACUUUCUUGGAAGCCAAGCCUCAUGUGAAAGGGAUUAUUAACAGCAUAGUUUUCCCACCUUGGGAGAAUACCUGCUUUGUCACUGGUGGUAGUGAUCAUGCUGUUGUACUCUGGAAAGAGACGGAUGCAGAAAAUGUCUGGAAACCAAAGCAAUUGCAUAGGAGUAUACAUUCAUCUGCUGUUAUGGGCGUUGCUGGGAUGUGGCAAAAGCAAAUUAUACUAUCUGUGGGAGCAGACAAGAGGAUUAUUGGCUUCGAUGCUAAUAUGGAAAGAACAGAGUUUAAGCAUCAGAUAGAUAGUAAAUGCAUGGUGGUUGCUGAAUCAAAAGUUAAAAGAGUAUGA
Rosa chinensis is the source of this 978-nucleotide messenger RNA. RefSeq lists its product as uncharacterized. The transcript has a single exon. Gene Ontology annotation, molecular function: protein binding. The record is from RefSeq and is a predicted model, not a curated record. Lineage: Eukaryota; Viridiplantae; Streptophyta; Magnoliopsida; Rosales; Rosaceae. The coding region runs from base 1 to 978 and encodes 325 amino acids.